Colletotrichum paranaense is the source of this 1638-nucleotide messenger RNA. Its product is annotated as major facilitator superfamily transporter. Gene Ontology annotation, molecular function: transmembrane transporter activity. Gene Ontology annotation, biological process: transmembrane transport. Bases 1 to 1638 code for a protein of 545 amino acids. The transcript is spliced from 4 exons. NCBI's taxonomy places the organism in Eukaryota, Fungi, Ascomycota, Sordariomycetes, Glomerellales, Glomerellaceae. The record is from RefSeq and is a predicted model, not a curated record.
AUGUUGGAGAAGCGAAACUCUGUUGAACGCAGCAGAGGUGACACGGACGCCAGCAACAAGGACAUGGGCUCAACGCCCGCAGGCGCAGGCGCAGGCGCAACGGCAGGGCCUGGCGAGGCGGUGGCUGCUGCUGCUGCGGAAGAAAAAGAAGCCUCCAUGCCGCAGGAAGUAAUACGGAAUUCAGCCGCGAACUCUGUCCGGGAUGGCGGCUUUGGCGGCGACGACGACGAGAAGCGGGUAUCCACGGGCGGUGGUAACGAGACGAGGUCGUCUUCACCGUCGCCUUCGAAUUCGGACUGUGAAUCGCAUCGGGAUGGCGGCAAGAAGGAUAGUCGCAAAGGAGUUAUUGGCGCGACAGUCGGUUUUCUCACGUGGACGCCGAGAAAGUUGCGAUAUGAUCCCGAGAAUCCUCCUCAAUUCACUCUCGGCCUCAACUUUCUGUUUGCAGUUGCGGCGACGUUCACCGUCGCCAACCUUUACUACAACCAACCGGUACUCAACAGAAUCGCAGAGACAUUCAACGUCAGCUUCGAGAGGGCAUCGUCGGUCGCGACGCUGAUGCAAGCCGGCUAUGCAGCAGGCUUGCUCUUCAUCUGCCCUCUGGGCGACAUGCUGCGCCGGCGGCCAUUCAUCCUAGGCCUCAUCUGGGUGACAGCGAUGCUGUGGCUCGGCCUAUGCCUAACAAACUCCUUCCAAGCCUUCCUAGGCCUAUCCUUCAUCGUGGGCGCAACAACAGUAACACCACAACUCAUGCUCCCGCUCGUAGCAGACAUGGCGCCCCCCGAACGCAAAGCAAGCUCCCUCUCCAUAACGACAUCAGGCCUCAUGCUCGGCAUGCUCAUCGCGCGUCUGCUGUCCGGUAUCGUGGCGAACUACACCUCCUGGCGCAACAUCUACUGGUUCUCCUUCGGGGCGCAGAACCUGCUGCUGGUACUGCUCUUCUUCUUCGUGCCGGAUUACCCCUCGACGAACCCGGACGGGCUGAAUUACUUCCGCGCGCUGUGGACGAUUGUGACGAUGUUGUUCACGGAGCCGAUACUGGUCCAGGCGUGUCUGAUUGGAUUCUUCAUCAGUUCCAUCUUUACGUCCUUUUGGACGACGUUGACGUUCUUGUUGGCUUCGCCACCGUAUGAGUACCCAUCUAUUACCAUCGGCUUAUUCUCGCUGAUCGGUAUAGCGGCGAUCUGCGGUGGGCCGGUGUAUGGACGAUUGAUCAUGGACCGAUACGUGCCGUGGCUGUCUUCUGUGCUCGGGCAGACGGUCAUUCUCAUCGGGUGUAUCAUUGGUGCUUUUACGGGUACUUUUACCGUUGCCGGCCCUGUGAUCCAGGCGAUUUGCAUCGAUAUGGGUAUUCAGACCGCGCAGACUGCCAACCGGACUGCGAUUUACACUAUCAACCCCAAGGCGAGGAACAGGGUGAACACGGCGUACAUGGUGUGCGUGUUUUGCGGCCAGUUGACGGGUACGGCGGUGGGGAAUAGAUUAUACGCGCAGGGCGGAUGGAGGUACAGCGCGGGCACCUCAAUUGGAUUUAUCGGGUUGUCAUUGAUCAUCACCAUGCUCAAAGGGCCACGAGAGAAGAGCUGGAUCGGAUGGAGGGGCGGAUUCAAGCUGCGCAAAGACGCGCCGAAACCUUAG